AUGCACGAGUUGGGAGAAGAAGACAUUCAGUCUCUCUAUACCUGGAUUGACAACAUUCACUUAUCACGACCAAAAAAGAAUAUAUCUCGAGACUUUAGUGACGGUGUUGCAUGCGCCGAGGUUGUCAAAUAUUUUAUACCAAAGCUGGUCGACUUGCAUAAUUUCUCGCCUGCAAACUCUGUAUCACAGAAAAUAUACAAUUGGACAACACUCAAUCAAAAAGUAUUUCGCCGACUUGGAUAUUCGACAAAUGAUGAAAUUAUUCAGUGCAUUGUUAGCAAUAAGCCGGGAUACGUCGAGUAUAUAUUAUAUGAGCUGCGCCAAAAGAUCGAUAGGUAUUUGAGUAAGCAAUCCGCUAAAAGUAAUGCAUCUCCUACUGGAUCAAUUUCUCACGAGUCUAAUCAUUCUGAACAUUCACAAUUGGCCAAAGCGAGCCCUUUUACACACAUGGCGAAUUCAUUGUACUGCUCGACUACGGAAAGUGCUCAGCAUUCGCAUGUGGUUUCCAAUCAUCCCCUGUCUGCUACACAGUCUAUGGAUCCUCAAGAAAAUGUCCAGAAUCAAAUUUGGACAAGCCAAGGUAGCAAUAUGUCACACAAAAUAGCUGCCGAGGGCAACACUACAACAGUGAGUGGACAAGGUGAAUGA
Molecule: messenger RNA, 648 nt
Organism: Batrachochytrium dendrobatidis JAM81
Lineage: Eukaryota; Fungi; Chytridiomycota; Chytridiomycetes; Rhizophydiales
Exons: 5
Coding region: 1-648 (215 amino acids)
Biological process (GO): regulation of cytoskeleton organization
Cellular component (GO): axoneme
Molecular function (GO): microtubule binding
Source: RefSeq, a predicted model, not a curated record